ACGUUGCCAACUCCGCCUUUCAAUCUCUAACCAUACCUGCGACUACGACUGAUCUCUUGGAGCCCUCAAUGUCACGUUUCUGGUGUUUUUAAGCUAAUAUUCCUCAAGUUUUAAUGCAUGUAAAAUGUUUAAAUUAACCUAUUUAGCAUUAAACUCCUUAGGUGUUGCAUGCCGACAAGCUGCUGCCAAAGGAACCACCUUAAGCAGCAAGACGUUCCAUAGCGCUGCUGUAAGGCUCCAAGAGGCGACAACGACCAGCAAAGACUCCGCUGGAGGCUCCAGAGACUUCAGCCAUUUGCCUCCUCUGCCCGGCCAAGAUAGUCCACUCAGAUGGGCGGGAAAGAAGUUCGAGGAGUUGCCCGUCCUGCAUAUCAAAGCUACAUAUAACAACACACACAUCCAACUGACAGACUGCGAAGGUCAGUCCUUGGUCAGAACUUCUUGUGGGACAGAAGGCUUCAAGAACAUCAAGAAGUCCACGCCAGUUGCCGCACAGACUGCCGCUAUCGCCGCUGCGGCCAAAGCUACAGCCAAGGGGGUGACGUUUGUCCGUGUCGUCGUUAAAGGUCUCGGACCGGGGCGUUUGUCGGCUAUCAAAGGCUUGACCAUGGGGGGUCUUGAAGUGGUCUCCAUCACCGACAACACACCUGUGCCACACAACGGCUGUCGACCGCGCAAAGCGCGUAGGACAUGAUCAACAAAAACCUUCAUAGUGGCCGAGAUGUGACCUCACAAAGAUUCAUCAGGACAACACAGCUGGCCAGCUUGAUGCAAGCCAGUAGACAAAAACAGCCUUGCAACAUUUGACUUUUUAUUUGUAAUGUGACUUGAUGUACUGUAACCAAUACAACAACAACAACAAAAAACUUUUUUGGGUGUUUGUCUUAUGAAGAUAAAAGAUUUGACAGUUUUCUGU
Molecule: messenger RNA, 916 nt
Organism: Corythoichthys intestinalis (scribbled pipefish)
Lineage: Eukaryota; Metazoa; Chordata; Actinopteri; Syngnathiformes; Syngnathidae
Gene: mrps11
Product: mitochondrial ribosomal protein S11
Exons: 6
Coding region: 125-694 (189 amino acids)
Biological process (GO): mitochondrial translation
Cellular component (GO): ribosome; mitochondrial small ribosomal subunit
Molecular function (GO): structural constituent of ribosome
Source: RefSeq, a predicted model, not a curated record